Molecule: messenger RNA, 3296 nt
Organism: Helianthus annuus (common sunflower)
Lineage: Eukaryota; Viridiplantae; Streptophyta; Magnoliopsida; Asterales; Asteraceae
Product: histone-lysine N-methyltransferase CLF
Exons: 17
Coding region: 287-3001 (904 amino acids)
Biological process (GO): chromatin remodeling
Cellular component (GO): PcG protein complex
Molecular function (GO): protein binding; histone methyltransferase activity
Source: RefSeq, a predicted model, not a curated record
AGAGCAAAAACACAACAAAAAAGAAAAUUCAAAAUCGAAUAGUAUCUAAAAUUCAUUCACAAUUCCGCUCAAACAUUUUCCUCUUUUAAACCAAAAAAUUCAAGCCCAUCGAAUCCCGCAGACUCGGCCGUUGCCGUAAUUAAAUAACACUCUUUAUAUAAAAUUGACGCCGCUCUUCCCCAAAAAGUCGCAACAACCUAGGGUUUCAAACCCCAAAUUCGCAUGAUUCCGAUCGCAUAGUCGCCGGUUUAUGCUCUUCAACACCGUACACUCUCACCGGCGGUAAAUGUCGCUGCCGAAGGUCUCUCAUCCGUCCUCCACCGUUGCCGCCCGAUCGGAAUCUGCAGAUGUAUCUACGAUUGUGGGACCACAAAGCGGAGCUAUUGCUCCCUCAGAAAUUUCACUGGUUAUCGACUCCUUGAAGAAGAAAGUCGGUGCUGAUCGUUGUGCGUAUAUCAUGAAAAGAAUGGAAGAGAACAGGGUUAAGUUGGCUGAAGUCACCAACAACCAUCACAAGUUGUCGUUAGAAAGAAGAAAACUAAGGGCUACUGGAGCAAAUCAAACUGUUGUUUUGUUAACAAAGAGGCAGAAGGAUGCAAUUGACAUGCAAAACGGGGUCAAUGCAAGCAACGAUGACAGUGACAGCAGUAACUCUCAGGAAGAUGGGCAUGCUUCGGCAGUUCUUUUAGGAUCUAGCAUUGCAGUAAAAAACGCGGUCAGGCCUAUCAAGCUUCCAGAAGUGAAGAAAUUACCUCCGUACACCACAUGGAUUUUCUUGGAUAGAAAUCAAAGAAUGACAGAAGACCAGUCUGUAGUAGGUCGCAGGAGAAUUUACUAUGAUCAAAAUGGCGGUGAAGCACUAAUUGCGAGUGACAGUGAAGAGGAAGCAAUUGAUGAAGAAGAGGAAAAGAAAGAGUUUGUUGACCCUGAAGAUUAUAUUAUUCGAAAGACCAUCCAACAGCUUGGGUCGUCUGUUGUUGUCUUGGAUUUACUGGGACAACAGUUGUCCAGAAAACCUUCUGAAGUCAAGGCAAGAUAUGAAGUCCUUGUUAAUAAAGAAAAUGCUGUUGAAGGCUCUAAACCAGGAAAUUCUGAGUUUGAUAUGAGUUCAUUGUAUGACAAAGACCUUGAAGCUGCACUGGACUCAUUUGACAACCUAUUUUGUCGCCGAUGUCUAGUAUUUGACUGUAAGUUACAUGGAUGUUCGCAGGACCUUAUAUUUCCUGCUGAAAAGCAAUGUACGUUGAACCGCAUGGAUGAGGAGAAGGUACCUUGUGGUCCACAUUGUUAUCGUCAGGUCCAAAAGGUGGAUGGCAAUGCGGUACCAUCUUCUAUGCAGCUCAAUGGUGAACAAAAAGCCGCUCCUUUAUCAGACGGUAAUAACGUCCAGUCGUCAAGAAAAAAGCCAAACGGUCGUUCUCUAUUACGGAGGUUAAAGUCUUCACAGAGUGAAAACGCCUCAUCAAAUGCUAAAAACAUAUCUGAAAGUAGUGAGUCAGAUGCCAGACCGGGCUCACGCAAGUCCAAACUUUUGGAGAAACGCGGGACUCGUCAAAGGAACAGCAAACGCAUAUCUGAUCAUGUGUCGGUUGCAGUAAAGAAAAGACAAAAGAAGCUGGAAGCUUCUGAUUCCGACUCCGUUUCAAGUGGAAGCCUUGGGUUAAGAGAUUUGGGGGUUCGAUCCAGUUCACAUAAAGAAAGUGAAGAAGCGAGUUCAUCUUCUCUAAAGGCCAAAUCUUUGAGUGCAAGAAGGGGUAGGCGUAAAGACCCGUUAGUUCCCAGUGAUUGUAAGGAGAUCACUAGUGCCCAACCGGUGAUUGUCGGUGAUGACAAAUGGAAGAAAGAAGAAUUUGGGGACGAGAGUAUUUGUAGACAAGAAGUGAUUGAGUUCAAAAGCUGGAAAACUAUUGAAAAAUCUCUUUUUGAAAAAGGUCUCGAGAUUUUUGGGAGGAACAGCUGUUUAAUAGCAAGGAAUCUAAUGAAUGGCAUGAAGACAUGUGCGGAGGUGUUUAAUGCAAUGAAUUGCUCUGAGAAUAAGCUAUCUUCUCUAGGGGGUGACAGCACAAAUUUCCUUAGUGAUGGAUCCCGAAUUGAUAGUAACGGGAAUACGGGUAACACAUUAAAAAGAAGAUCAAGAUUUUUACGCAGAAGAGGUAAAGUUCGUCGUUUAAAGUAUUCCUGGAAGUCUGCUGGAUACCAUUCAAUGAGAAAACGUAUCUCCGAUAAAAAAGAGCUUCCUUGUCGGCAAUAUAACCCGUGUGGUUGUCAAUCCGCCUGUGGAAAGGAGUGUUCUUGCUUUGUCAACGGGACUUGUUGCGAAAAGUACUGUGGAUGUCCGAAAACAUGUAAAACUCGUUUUCGAGGAUGCCAUUGUGCUAAAAGCCAGUGUAGAAGUCGUCAAUGCCCGUGCUUCGCUGCUGGUAGAGAAUGUGACCCUGACGUAUGCCGAAAUUGCUGGAUUGGGUGUGGUGAUGGAACUCUAGGGAUUCCAGGCCAAAGAGGUGAUAACUACGAAUGUAGGAAUAUGAAGCUUCUCCUCAAACAGCAACAACGGGUUUUACUAGGAAGGUCUGAUGUCUCAGGCUGGGGAGCUUUCUUAAAGAAUAGUGUACCUAAACAUGAAUAUCUGGGUGAGUACACCGGGGAAUUGAUCUCACACCGUGAAGCUGACAAGCGUGGAAAGAUCUAUGAUCGUGAAAAUUCAUCUUUCCUCUUCAACCUAAAUGAUCAAUAUGUUCUUGAUGCUUACCGUAAGGGUGAUAAAUUGAAGUUUGCUAAUCAUUCCCCGGUUCCAAACUGCUAUGCCAAGGUUAUUAUGGUAGCUGGAGAUCACAGGGUAGGCAUAUUUGCUAAAGAAAGAAUAUGUGCUGGGGAAGAACUGUUCUAUGACUACCGUUAUGAACCAGAUAGGGCUCCUGCAUGGGCAAAGAAGCCUGAGUCCUCUGGUUCAAAGAAAGACGACGCGGCUCCUUCUAGUGGCCAUGCAAAGAAGCUUGCUUGACUUGGAGCGUGCUUUUAUUUAAACUCACCGACAUUUCGGGCCAUUCUUUACCAUUUAUAGGUAAAAUUCCUUUUGUUGUGCUAUUCAUUAGUGCAUUAUCCAUUUGAGAGAGAGUUUAGAUGAGAGAGGGAAAGGUUAUGCGGAAUGGACUCUUGUGCUACAAUUGUAAGUUGCGUUUUGUUGUCAUUGGACUCAUUUUUACUACCUUGUAAUGUUGUUUAACCUUUACACAGAUGAACAAUCAAUUUGUUAACAACUUCCAAUUUUCAUGUCAACCGGCGUAAUUUUUCCCAUC